Drosophila montana is the source of this 986-nucleotide messenger RNA. RefSeq lists its product as uncharacterized. The record is from RefSeq and is a predicted model, not a curated record. Bases 63 to 647 code for a protein of 194 amino acids. NCBI's taxonomy places the organism in Eukaryota, Metazoa, Arthropoda, Insecta, Diptera, Drosophilidae. The transcript is spliced from 3 exons.
AUGCUAAUCACAUUUAUUAUAUCAAGUAGCCAACAAAAAUUAAAUGUUCAUUUAGUUCCCUAAUGGACAUGAACGAAAUCUGUCGCCGUCGCUUCUUGGUUACCCUCUGGCUUCUGGCUACCUUCUGGGCACCUUUGCACGCAGCACGCCGAUCGCGCUACGUGCUGAAGUGGCACAGCUUCGAUUGCCUGAACCUCUGGCCCAUUAUUAGCAACUUGAGCUGUCGCAUUCAGGAGGAUGGCAAUCUUAGCUCCGAUAUCCAGUUGACUGAGCCCGUUAACGAGGUGUGGGUGAAGUACAAGCUGGUGGUGCCACGCCCAAUUCAAAAGACCGAAAUGGUGUUUUUCGAUUCAGCGUUUGAUGCCUGCAAGCUGCUGCUCGAUGGCGUCAUGCGUAAUAAACUGGCGUACUUCUUCUAUCAGAACAUGAUCAAGGACAGCAAUCUGGCCAAACUGUGUCCCAUAAGUGAGGGCCUGCUGUACUUCCAUAAUAUAUCUGUUUUGGAUCACUUUCCAGCUUUUAUGCCCGAGAUGGAUUUUACGCUUUCUAUACUCUUCUAUAAGCCGAAUACAACACACGGCGUUGAUACAACGCUUAAGGGCAGCCUUUUUGAGCCAAAUCGACGGCGGCCAAAGUUUUGGAAUUGAGUAAUGUGUAAAUUUUUGAAAUACAACCAAAUUUCCAAUUUUGUUUUCAUAUCGAUAUCAAUCAUUGUGUAUUGUGAUUCAUUCGAUGAACUUGUUGGCGCUGACUUUAUAUAGUCACGCCAGUUAGCAGCAUCAUCAUAAUCAUUAUCAUCAUCAUCAUCGCCAUCGCCAUUAGCACUGCUGACCUCAAAUGUCAAUUGUUGCCAGUGAAGUCGCAAUUGUGAGCUUUUGUUUAGUUAGCAGCCUUGGCCUUACAUAGAACGAAACGAAAACAAACGUUUCAUGACUUAUCGUUAUAUAUAUCUUAUUGCUCUGUUCACACAGAUCUAUCAUAAUUAU